AGGGUCUAAUAUCUUGAAGUCUUUCUCCUUUUUUGAAUGUGUGGAUAGUUGGACUGAACAUUUGAGAGAGUCUUAUGAUUCAUCAGUGUCAGUGUCUGAAUUCCUUGUUUAUUUCUACUUUUUCACACCAGGUGCAGGUUCUGCGUGUUUGCAUUAUUGACCUACUGCAUCUGAUAGUGAGUAGACCACAUAAAGAAUCUAAAGUUGGAAUGCAUAAUUACGAGACUACUGACUUCCAAGUAGAAGCAAAAUGAAGCAAAAAACUUCCACUUCAACGCCAAAGGCCGCUGGCAAGGCCACAACCGGCAAGAAGAUCUUGAAGAAAAAGGUCGUCAAGAAAGCCGCCAAGCCUGUCGUGGCGUCAAAAGAACAAACAGAGGACGAGAAGGCUACGCCUGCUGUCGUUGCUGAAGACGUUGGAGAAAAGCCAGAGCGUAAAGUCCUCUUCGAGGAUGACGACGAUGACUCCACUGAAGACGGAGAAGACGACGCUCUUCUCGGUAAAAAGCUCAGCGAAAAUCAAGACGAGGGCGAUGUCGAUAUGAGCGAUGACGACAUCGAGACAGCUCAAAGAAGGCUCGAGGCGGAAGCAGCGGACGAAGCCGCCGCAGCGGAAGCCUAUCAGAAAGACCGAGAAGCGGAACAGGCCGACGAAAGCGAUGGAGAUGAUUUGCAUGCGGAUGAUGAGGAUGGGGAGGAAGAAGACAAGACAAAAACACCAAGGGCUAUGGACAUGGCGAAGUUGAAGGAAAAGCUGGAAAACAGCAUCAAGUUGUUGGCUGACUGGAGUACUUCUGCUUACUUACUUACUCUUAUAAAUAUAUUUUUCAUGCCCUCGCAAAACAUCAAUGCUCACAUUAUAUUGCAGCGAAGUACUGGCAUCUUCUUCUUCAUUAUCUUUUGAGUUGGACCACUCUUUCAUCUCUUUCUAGACUCACUCUCACAUCAAUGAGGAUGUGAGUUCUGAAAAUCAUUUUCCCGAAUUUUUUUCUGAAAACAAAACCAGAAACGCUCGGUGGCAACCGAAGUAGCCGAAGCAGACAAGAGGUGCGUGAGGAGAUUGCCGAAUUGAUUACCAUGUACUACGGAUACAAUGCCGAGUUAGCAACAUACUUUUUAGACAUGUUUCGGCCAGAGGAAGCGCUUGCCUUCUUCGAAGCAAACGAAAAGUCGAGACCUGUGACACUACGUUGCAACACCCUGAAAACUCGUAAGCAGGACCUCGCAAAGCAGCUCACGUCACGAGGUGUGAACGUCGCAAAUAUUGGCGAGUGGUGCGCGAAAGAGGGACUUAAGGUACAGCCAACAGCUUCGACGACUACGUUCUUUUUUCAAUCAAAUACAAGUAGGAUCGAUGGAAAUAACUUAAGCCUACUUACUCAUGUGAUUUUGGGUUGUAAAGAACAAGAAAAUGACAAAUAUGAUUUAAUAAGCGAAAAUCCUCCUCGCGCAAACAAAAGGUAUUGGACGCAACGGUCCCUGUUGGAGCGACACCGGAAUAUCUCGGCGGCCAGUAUAUGAUCCAAGCAGCUUCAAGUUUCGUGCCAGUGUUGGCGCUCAACCCUCAGCAGGGAGAGAGCAUUCUGGAUAUGGCAGCAGCACCAGGAGGCAAAUGCACCCAUAUCGGCCAAAUGAUGCAGAAUACCGGAACGCUUUACGUCAACGAGUUCCAAAAGCAGCGACUUAGCUCUCUCAUGGGGAACAUUCAUCGUACUAAGAUUUACUUUUAGCUGACGAAUCACGACUAAAGCUACUUCGAAAAGUAGAUGAAGCUACUUUCUUACUUAUCUAGUGUUAGGCGUGACGCUUCCCCAUCCCCGGCAUGAUGCCUUUAUUGAUGAAGCAUUACGAGAAAUAGAGAAGCACCAGGACCACCCUCUUGGAACCCUCGACAUCAGCGUUUGUAGCCCGAUUUUUGCACAAAAUAAUUUCAAGGUCUGGGAUUGACGAAUACUGUCGUCAUGAACUACGAUGGUCGUGACCUGAAGGACGUCCUGCCAGUGCACUCGCUGAACCGGGUGUUGCUCGAUGCUCCGUGUAGUGGUGCUGGUAUCGUUGCUCGUGAUCCUUCUAUCAAGAGCAAGAGAAAUAUCCAGGAAUUCGAACAAACUGCACAGUUGCAGAAGCAGCUUCUCCUCACAGCAAUCGAUCUUUGCGAUGCAAAGAAAGAUGGUAAUACUGCCUUUUUGAGUCAAGAAGUUGAACUUUCAUAUUCUUGAAAUGUUGAUCUUGAUGGUCUUUCUCUUCAUUAUCUGAUAAACAAGAUGUAGUAAGAACUAGACGACCGCGAUGAAGUUACAUAUGAAACUGAAAGAAUCAACUGAAGCUAGAAGUUACCGCUGGAUUUCACUUCCGCCAGGUAUCGUGGUGUAUUCCACAUGUAGUGUUUCCGUCGAGGAGAACGAGAUGGUAGUGGACCAUGUUCUGCGAAAGCGCAAUGUGAAACUUGUCGACUUCCGAUCAGAAGUCGCCUUUGGUGUGCCAGGUUUCACCAGCUAUCGAGGCAAGGAAUUUCACAAGUCUGUAGAACUGACGCAGCGCUUCUACCCGCACCGACACAAUAUGGACGGUUUCUACGUAGCGAAAUUCCAGAAACUGAGCAACGAAAUGCCGCAGCUCCAGGCGAGAGAACGGGGAACGAGGGGCUCCAAUACUGUCCAUUGGGGCAAAGAAAAGUGGAGCGCGAUGGGUGAAGGCCUCAUCGAGUACGCUGAAGAUGAAACGGAAAAAGCGCAGAGCAGUUCUGCUAAAAAAUCUUCAGUGAAAAACACAGAAACAACUGGAACUGCGUCAUCAACUUUCUCUAGUCCUAGCGCUCUUGAGAACAAGAAAACAGCGUCUUCUUCAGCAACAGCAGCCGUGAGCGCAGACGCUAAGGCUAAGCUGCUUGAAGAGAAAAUGAUGCUUUUCCGAUCAGGCAACACGUCAAAACUGAAGAAGUUGGUGAAGAAGGAGAAGGAGGUAGCCGCGAGAAAAGCUGCCAAGAAGGUACGUAAGCCUGAAGAGACUCACGUGCCAGCCUGGAAAGCAGCUGCGGCUGCUAAGUCAAAAACCAAAACGAAAGCUAAGAAGAAGAAGACAAGCGUCGUCGAUAAAUAGAGCCUACUUACUACAACUACAAGACGACUCUCCUCCUAUUCUUUGAGCGUUGAAGAUAUUCGAGGUCAAGAAACGCUAAUCAAUACUCGGACGAGACGAAGCUGUAGGACAUGUGCGCACCAAAGUCAUAUCAUCAGUACUAGGUCAGCGAUCUUAAGUACUACACGUAGAAUAUGCUUACACUGGAGCCUAACGCCAGAACACGUCUCCAAUCCAUGCAAGAAUUUAAUCCUGAAAUCGCCGUUCUC
Messenger RNA from Amoebophrya sp. A25, 3347 nucleotides. The record is from the annotation of a GenBank genome assembly. NCBI's taxonomy places the organism in Eukaryota, Dinophyceae, Syndiniales, Amoebophryaceae.